AGUUAGCAUUAGCUACUAGCCGCAGAGCUUCAUCUGAGUUUCCUGAGACCCUCCACACUGAGCUUCUCUCCAAAAACCACCUCAAACCAGAGCAGCCGUCUCCAGUCUGUCAGGAUCUGCUCUCCUCCCUCCACCCUGGCGUUUUCCUGUCUCGAUGGUGUUUACCUCUCAAAGCAAGAGAAUGAGUUCGUACAUCAUGUCAUGGACGAUCUGGAAGCAUACCAACAGAAAAACGAGCACAGGAGUGUCCUCCUCUUCCCUCCUCUACCCAGCAGACUGAGAUACCUGAUUCACAGGACCAUGGAGGAUGUGCCGGAGCUCAGCACCUUCUCGGUGGGGGAGAGCUGGAAUCGGAGGGUGGUGGUCUGCUAUUCUGAGCUCAGAGGUGAGAUGGAGGAGGAUAGUGACUUGGAGGGCAGCAACAGCCAUGAGGAGCACAAACCUCCAGUCGCGUCUCGGCGCCGAAGACCCAAGAGACCAGACAAGCCCCUCUACAUGCCCCGAGCCGCUCGGAAGAGACUGACGUUACAGAAGUCACAAGCAAACACAGAAGACCAACAGUUACCUAGUUCAGCUCACUGCAGCACUGACUCUUUAUGUAAUAACUCAUCGGACUCCUGCUCCUGUCCCGAAGCCACAGGAAUAACAGCGAGCUCAGGCAGGCAGGAGGUGUUUCCCGGGUUAGCGGACGGCGUCCCCGACUCAUCUGAAGACAGGUUGAAGCGCUGUACUCAGGAGCAGGAGGACACGGUGAUCCAGGGGCUGCAGGAAGAUGAGGGGCUUGCUCGAGAGCAGAUGACAGCGUCAUUAAACGAAAUGACAUUGGAGGAGGAUGAAAAGGACGACGCUCCGGACGUCGGCCACACGGACGACACCAGCACAGACACAGAGGAUGUGGUCGAAGAGAUCAAGUCUUUUCUAAAGGAGACAGCGUCGGUUUUCAUUGAGCACGUCAACAGCGACUACUCUCACUACGAGGUCGUGUGCAUCAGCUCAGACGACUUCGCUCAUGUUAUUGAGAUCUACGACUUCCCACAUAUUUUCAAGACGGAUGACCUUCUGGAUGCUUUCAGAGAGUACAGUGACGGUGGAAUGAAGAUUAAAUGGGUGGACAACACACACGCUCUUGGGGUUUUCUCCAGCGAGUGUGCAGCCCUUCAUGCUCUCUCCAUCUGCCACCCGAUGCUGAGAGUACGUCCGCUGGCUGAAGGGAGCAAAAAAGCCAAACUCAAGGCCCUCCGACGGGCAGAGUUCAUCCAGCCAGUGAAGGAGCGUCCCCGGACCGAUUGUGCCGUCGCCAGGCGGAUGGUCACCAGAGCUCUGGGCAUUCGAGGGAGAGGCAGAAAGCAGCUGAAUUAAAAGGGAAACACUAACUCGGUCUGCAUGUGGUGAAGAAAAGCCCAGCAGACUCCACAACGCCUCAGACAGCAUCACUGGUCAGGAAGAGUCGGACUGCUCCCUGAUCCUCAGCGUCGGGACGUUGGGCUCAGAAGAGACGUCAGCCUCACAAACGGAGCCCCGUCACCGAGCCUGACCUCCAACCUUUGGACAUUUUACUGUUUUUGUCGGUGGUGUUUGCGCCGUUAGCAUCUGGUGACGGUUAUGAAUCGGGGCUGAAGGGAGAAUGCAGCAUGCGGCAGCAGGGACUGCAUGCGGCUCUGAAGGCUUCCGAUACAGCUGGAGGAGCUGGUCUGGGUUUGUUGCAUGGAGAGCUGUCACUGGAGUGGGACCUGCAGUCCUUUCAGAUGCUAAGCUGUCGACCCGUUUGUCCAGGUGAGGCCAGAUAAGUUGCGUAAUUGUAUCUCGAUCUUGGUCUGGAUCUCUGGCUUGGUGCCAGACUCGGGUCCAACAAGUGUAAAUGAUGAAUAACAGUAAUACCUGGAAGUUUCAGAUUCUGUUGUUUACCAAACCCAGCAUUGUUGACGUGAGGCUCUGUGGUUACAUCAUAAAGUCUAGAUGCUUUUUUAAUUUUAAUUUUAAAACCAUUUUUUUUUAAAACCAAAUUGUGUUUGGUCAGGAGCUUCCGGGCUUUUACUUGGUGUUUUAACGGCUGUGAAAGAGUCCCAGUUAACAUUUAUUAAAAGCUAUGAGAGUCUGUCUUAAGUCAGAAAUACUUUUUAAUGGUUUACUUUUUUUUUGUUUUGUUUUGUUUUGUGUUUUCCCAGUGCCUGAUGACAGAGUGACUUGAUUUAUUCGGCCAAUUCUGGUUGAUUUGCAGAAAAAAAAUAUUUAUAACUAUAAAGAAAUUUGAUGUGAGACUAGAUGUAACAGUUGUAAAAAAUAAUAAUAUCCAGUACCAUUGAAAUAAAGGACAGCA
Molecule: messenger RNA, 2317 nt
Organism: Salarias fasciatus (jewelled blenny)
Lineage: Eukaryota; Metazoa; Chordata; Actinopteri; Blenniiformes; Blenniidae
Gene: r3hcc1
Product: R3H domain and coiled-coil containing 1
Exons: 9
Coding region: 202-1359 (385 amino acids)
Molecular function (GO): nucleic acid binding
Source: RefSeq, a predicted model, not a curated record